AACGGUUAUGAGAAUCCUUCAGUCCCCAAACCACCCAUAUCUUAUCGCUGUUUUCAGCACAAAAAGUACCAUAACUCAUGGUUAUUUGUGUCAGUAGAACUAAUAGUGCUCAAGGAUGUCCAUAUGUGGCAUUGGCAAGGAGAACACUUCUCUUAUCCUCUGCCCUUCUUUUAUGAGGACAAAUUCUAGCACUUAAUUUAUUUAUGUAACUUAAAAAUUCAGCCCGCCCACAAUUUCAGUACUCGGAAACCCUUUCUUCACACAACCUCUCUUGUACUAACAUGAAGAGGCUAUCCUCGCCGGAGUCCCUCACUUUGGCCGGAAAACCGACACAAUUCGCGUCGGAAUGCUGGUUCAACGACGCAUGCAUCCUUGACAUGGACUACUUCGUCAAGACACUCUCCGACAUCAAGGCAAAAGGCGUCCGGCCCGACCUAAUUGGCUCCAUAAUAACCCACUACGCUUCGAAAUGGCUACCGGACCUCUCCACCGACAAGGCCGAGAAGGGCAUAACCAAUUUUGAAUCAUCACCGGAGAGUGUGACGGCAAUGUGGAUGAAAAAAAAGUUUUUCGUCGAAACCCUGGUCGGAAUUCUCCCACCGGAGAAAGACUCCAUCCCUUGCAACUUCCUCCUCCGGCUACUCCGCAUCGCCAACAUGGUCGGUGUGGAGCCGGCGUAUCUGGAUGAGCUGGAGAAUCGCAUUUCGUGGCUGCUUGAUCAGGCUUCAUUGAAAGAGCUGAUGAUACCAUCAUUUAGUCACACUUGUGGUACGUUACUAGAUGUAGAGCUGGUUCUGAGGCUUGUCAAUAGGUAUGUGAGCUUGGAUGAUCAAGGGGUGAGAAGUGGAGCUGCAUUGAUCAAGGUGGCCAAGCUGCUCGACUGCUAUCUGGCGGAGGUGGCUGUCGAUUCGAGCUUGAGUUUGUCGGAGUUUGUUGCCCUCGCCGGAGCUCUUCCCAGCCAUGCCCGUUCAACAGAUGAUGGUUUAUACCGAGCCAUUGAUACAUACCUCAAAGCACAUCCCGGUGUGUCAAAGCAAGAAAGGAAGAGUGUGUGUAGAUUAAUAGACAGUCGCAAACUCUCUCCAGAGGCCUCUCUGCAUGCAGCUCAUAAUGAACGUUUGCCGGUGAGAGCAGUCAUCCAAGUGCUCUUCUCCGAGCAAACGAAACUCACCAAACAGAUCGAUUGGAGCGGAUCAUUCAAUGGCGGCGCCCCAAGUCCCACCCUUGGGCUGGAGCCUCCUGCUCGCUGUCCGUCCAAGCGACGAAUGACGGCUCAACAAAUGGAGAUCAAGAAGUUAAGAGAAGAUAUUCUUAGGCUUCAAAACCAGUGCUUUUCCAUGCAAGCUCAGAUAGAGAGGCUGUCGGAGAAGAAGAAAGGGUUUAUGUGGUGGAAGAAGCUUGGAAUGCCUUCUUCACAAAAAACCAUUUACGCCCCCAUGGACAAGGCUGAACUAGUGGGAGAAGGGGAAGUUGAGCUAGGGUUUGGACGACAAACUCCAUCGGACAAGAAGACGAAGCUGGUGAUGAGAGGAAGAACUACUCCCACCAAGUGGAGGAGAUCCAUGUCUUGAAUUUGAUCAAUGGGAUUUCAAAUAUAUAUAUAUAUAUAUAUCGCUGCACUUUUUGUAUCUUUGCAAGCUGCGCGCUCAAACAUGUGGGAGUGUGUUGCUAAAUAUUAUAUGAUGGAACAAAUUGUGUGCCUCUAAUAUUGCAAUGCUUUUAAGAUUUUUACUUGAAACA
This is a messenger RNA of Cornus florida, 1740 nucleotides long. Its product is annotated as coleoptile phototropism protein 1-like. The coding region runs from base 282 to 1571 and encodes 429 amino acids. The transcript is spliced from 2 exons. The record is from RefSeq and is a predicted model, not a curated record. Lineage: Eukaryota; Viridiplantae; Streptophyta; Magnoliopsida; Cornales; Cornaceae.